Messenger RNA from Bombus huntii, 11192 nucleotides. It is a transcript of the gene nAChRbeta1, whose product is annotated as acetylcholine receptor subunit beta-like 1. The coding region runs from base 308 to 1867 and encodes 519 amino acids. The transcript is spliced from 5 exons. Lineage: Eukaryota; Metazoa; Arthropoda; Insecta; Hymenoptera; Apidae. Gene Ontology annotation, molecular function: acetylcholine-gated monoatomic cation-selective channel activity; transmembrane signaling receptor activity. The record is from RefSeq and is a predicted model, not a curated record. Gene Ontology annotation, biological process: chemical synaptic transmission; nervous system process; monoatomic ion transmembrane transport. Gene Ontology annotation, cellular component: postsynaptic membrane; synapse; neuron projection.
GCACCCCAGUCGCACGUUCCAAGUCCAAACAUCCACUUACUCCGGUGUGACGCCACUUUUUCGUCGAUGGUGUGGAGGAAAAAUCGAAUUGAAAGAGAAGAAACCUAGUUCGGUCGUGGAAACCAGCGGUGUGAAAGGGUUCUUGAUUAAUUUCGCAAGCAUGGAAGAGGGUAGGCGGCAGUGGAUCGGAAGGCAAGAGAGGAAAUGCACUUAUUGGCCAGCGUCUGCGUACACAUAUUGAUCUGUGGCGGUGGCUGUGGAGUGUCUACGGGUGUCUACGGGUGGGACAUCUGAAACUUGUCCAAAAAUGUAUUUUUGUUUGCGGCUCGCGCGUUUUCUCCUCAUCUCUGCUGUUUUCUGCGUUGGUCUCUGCUCCGAAGAUGAGGAGAGAUUGGUGCGAGAUCUGUUCAGAGGGUACAACAAACUCAUCAGACCCGUGCAAAACAUGACGGAGAAGGUGCACGUGAAUUUCGGCCUUGCUUUCGUGCAACUGAUCAACGUGAACGAGAAGAACCAAAUUAUGAAAUCGAACGUAUGGUUGAGAUUUAUUUGGACGGAUUAUCAAUUACAAUGGGACGAAGCAGACUACGGUGGAAUUGGAGUUCUCAGGUUACCACCUGACAAAGUAUGGAAACCGGAUAUUGUACUGUUUAAUAACGCUGAUGGCAAUUACGAGGUGCGCUACAAAAGCAACGUUCUGAUCUAUCCAAAUGGUGACGUUCUCUGGGUUCCACCAGCGAUCUACCAGAGUUCCUGCACUAUCGAUGUAACUUAUUUUCCUUUCGAUCAGCAAACAUGCAUCAUGAAAUUUGGAUCGUGGACUUUCAACGGCGACCAAGUCUCUCUAGCCUUGUACAACAAUAAAAAUUUCGUCGACUUGUCCGACUACUGGAAGAGCGGUACCUGGGAUAUCAUCAACGUUCCAGCUUACCUAAACACUUACAAGGGCGAUUUUCCAACGGAGACAGACAUCACUUUCUAUAUCAUCAUCAGACGCAAAACUUUAUUUUACACGGUGAACUUGAUUCUUCCAACGGUUCUUAUCUCUUUUCUCUGCGUGCUGGUAUUCUACCUUCCAGCAGAGGCUGGCGAGAAAGUGACGCUAGGGAUCAGUAUUUUACUCUCGUUGGUCGUUUUUCUAUUAUUAGUCAGCAAGAUUCUGCCUCCGACGUCUCUGGUGCUUCCACUGAUCGCUAAGUAUCUUUUGUUUACCUUUAUCAUGAACACGGUCAGUAUUCUCGUCACCGUGAUCAUCAUCAACUGGAACUUCCGUGGACCGCGAACGCACAGAAUGCCACAGCUAAUCAGAAAAAUAUUCUUAAAGUAUUUGCCAACGAUAUUAAUAAUGAGGAGACCGAAGAAAACUCGUCUAAGGUGGAUGAUGGAGAUUCCGAACGUGACGUUACCAACUUCUACCUAUUCAGGAAGCCCGACAGAGUUGCCGAAACAUUUGCCAGCCUCGUUGACCAAAUCGAAAAUGGAAGUGAUGGAACUAUCCGAUCUUCAUCAUCCGAACUGUAAGAUCAAUAGGAAGGUUCACCAUACGACUAGCAGUUCUAGUGCCGCUGGUGGUGAGGGUUUGGCAGAUAGAAGAGGAUCCGAAAGUUCAGACUCUGUGUUGCUCAGUCCGGAAGCCAGCAAGGCAACGGAGGCUGUCGAAUUUAUCGCUGAACAUUUAAGGAACGAAGAUUUGUACAUACAGACGCGAGAAGAUUGGAAGUACGUGGCGAUGGUAAUCGAUCGACUGCAGCUUUACAUUUUCUUCGUUGUGACGACUGCGGGUACCAUUGGGAUUUUGAUGGACGCACCUCACAUUUUUGAGUACGUGGAUCAGGAUCGUAUCAUAGAGAUCUAUCGUGGAAAGUAAUUUCACGAAAUCUAGUCGAUUAAAGAAGGAAUGGCGUGCCAUUAUCGCAAUAAUUUUCAUUUUACUUCCUUCUUUCGUCAUGUUCGAUUCUCUCUUUUGUAUACUUUACGAGUAUCGUAGAUCGAAUCGAGAUCGAAACGGAAAAGAUUAAUCUCGAAGCGUGGGCGAAGAAUAGAUAUAGGAAAUUUUAAAAACGUUGCUUGGAUCGUUUUCACGUAGCAACAUAAAAGUUGCUGAUAAAGUUAUUUCCUCGUUUGCCAAAGUAUAAUAUCGUUGAUUUCUAUUUAUUUUAUAGAAGAACAAAGGUACUUCAUGAAAAGAUCACGAAUCGAUGUUAAUAUUAUGAAAGUGGAAACAGGAACGACGCUCUCAUGGAUCUUUUAUAACGAUCAAUCCUUUCUUCAUUUUAUACCGAGGAACGACUAUCGAGUUUUCAAAUAUUACACUCGUGAAACUAUCAAGAAACGAAGCUCAACUGCACUCGUCAUACAACUAUAUACAUAUAUUUCAUUCAUAAUACAUCAUAUACCAGAUUUUGUUUCAAUUUGUUUACUCCACGCGUUGAAUUCUGAUUUUCUUCAAGUCUUACAUUAUUCGUCUUGAAAUUUAUAUUUUGUACGACACACGUUAGUUCGAAACAUUUCGUUCAUUCCUCAUAUUAAUCAUUAUUGCAUUCACAAUUAUAAUUGUCUUCCUUGAAAAUCUUGGUCAUGAGUAUGCUGAAACGAGUGCGGAAUAAAUGUAAAUUGCGAAUCUAAUAUUAAAAUUAAUAUCCCAUUGACCGUGCAUCCUAGAUGAGUAAUUGGUUAGUCGGGAUUAAGAAUAAGCAUAGAGCGUAGAUAUCAAAUAAUUUUGAUAUUAAUCGUGCAAAUUACCUUUGCCAUUAUUAUAAUCUAACAGGACUCGUGUUUGAUGAUUCAUCGCGACGCAGAACAUCGAAGGGCCGUGACAACGUUUACCAAUCGACAAAUACAUUUGAUUUUUCUACUUUAUAUUUGGGAAAAAAGUCGUUUGCUGUAUUCUCAUCUAAUUCGUAUUAAUUAUUAGUCCAAAUUUUAUUUGAAUAUCGCUGAAAUUCACAAACAGAAUUUUGCAAUUAGUCCGUUAGUUAAUUAAAUAAUACAUAAUUAUACAUAACUUUCACAUUGAUACACGCUCCGGUUCUUUGCAAAUUUUUCAAUGGAAUCACAAAAUUGUAUUCUUCGAUAGAGAUUUCAACAGUUCGUAAAAAGAAAGAGAAAAAAAGAAGAACAACGACAAGGAAGGAGAAAUUGGCUGGUCAGAUUCGCUGACGUCACCGCGGAAGCGCACAUUAAAAGCACAAUGUCUCGGCCUUGCGUAUUUAAUCGUUAUUAAAAAGGGAAGAAAAGUAAGAAAUUAUAUCGUACGUCAUAUACAAAGAUAUGAUACCCACGCUACAUGUAUAUUGUACAGAAAACUGUUAAAACGGUCAUGUUUUCUCUAAUAGAAAGUUUGUCUCAUACACAAAGAGUGUUUAUGGUUGUCGAUUUAACGAUCGUUGAUUUUCUCAUAUGUAUCGCCUACAGUUGUGCCUCGCGAAUCAUCCCAAUUGUUAUAUAUGAUGUUACUGUAUAUAAUACGUAUACGAUUUUCGAUUUUUAUUUCACUAAUCUCCAUUAUUCAGCGUAACGAAACACGCAUUUCAGUCUUAUUAAGCCAUGCACGAUCAAAGCCGAUUUCUUUCCAAAUCGAAGUUAUCAUUUACAUCGAUCGAUCGAUGGAAAAACACUUCAAGGUAAUUGCAUGUCCUUUUGAUAAUUUUAUACGUAACGGUGAAAGGAGAAAGGCGUAUAUCUGUUUCCAACCUCCUUUCACGAGGAUUGAAUGACCUGGACUUUUAUAAAAUUUUAAUAUCUACAGCGAGGGUAUACUCUGUGUGAAGGAAGGACGAUCGAUGGCAAAGGAUUUUGAGGUUCAGGUCAAGCGUGAAAAGAAUAUUGCCCGCGUUUUAACAAAAUUCAUUGUUGAAGGUUUGUGAUUCGUUGUCCUCGAUGCUUGUAUGGAAAUCUGAUGUGUAUGAGUACCUAUUCCCGAUUAGAGUAACGAGUUAAUAGGGUGACACGUGUCUUCCUUGAACGAGAUACAAUAACUAGAAUUUAGUCCCCCCAAGAAUGAAGUAAUUAGAUGAUGCUUAUUGAUUUCUAUACAUUUUACUUCCAUAUAUUUUAUAGCGUUGUUCACUCGAGAAUGCGAAGGGUGAUUGUGUAAUGAGAAUCACAAUGAGACGAUUUUAAUGAAGAUUUUACGAACCACGUGAAAUUGAAGAUGCCAGUUUUAAAUAGUCAUCGGGUUAUGGAUGAUUGUAUUUGAUAAUUCUUGUAUUUUGCUUGUGAAUAACUUCUUACCUAUUACAAUUGCAAAUCAAAGUUUAAAUAAGAAUCGAAUUUAGAAAACUUUACAACUGGCACCUUCGAUUAACCCUAGAAUAUUAAUGCAACUGAUUUUUGCGUCUUUUUUUCAUAGCUUUUCAUUUUACAACAUUUUCCAGGUUAUAACCACUCGAUGAUAAUCCAUUAAGUUUUGAUAAUUUAGCGACUAUUGUGGAUAUACACGUAUAUAAUUAUUACAAGUAAAAAUAAAUGCGAUCAAUAAAAGAAGAAGGAAUGUAUCUAGUGAUGUCGGAUAUUCUGGGGUUAAUGUCAUUUUAUGCAUGUAGGAAUAUUUUAAAAUUUAUUGCGCUAACAUAAUGUUAUUGUUUGUACGUUUGUAUCUUGGAUUUAAUGUUUUUAAACUUUUUUAUCUUGCGAUACUAUUGAAAUACGUAACUUUUGUUAAUGUAUAUUAAUAUAGCGAAUUCUCGUUAGAUCAAGACGAUUUUAAUCGAAAUAAAUAUUCGUUUAAUAAAUCGAAAUUAAACGAAGAGAAUUUUCUUAAUGACAGAUAACACCAUAAAAAAACUAUAAGUUGUGGAUUCUCUCAUUGGUUCUCACGUGCAGCAAUUCGAAACUUGUUUCACCUGAACUGUACAUCUAGUUAUCGUUAAAAUUGAAUAAGUCGAAUUAUUUUAUCAGCGUUACAACAAUCAAAUGAACGUAUUGGAAUUUAUCGCACAAAAAGAAACGUAAUUAGAGCUAAUUAAUAAACACCUGAACAAAUUUUUCAUUCAUUUCCUUCCAUUUCAAAUACACGCAAACUUGACAAAUGUUGCAUCAUUAAUUUCAAACAUAACUGAUAUUUCUGUCAUUCGAUAUUUAACCGAUGUCAACUGAUAUUUGAACGAAAUUUGUUUCUCCUUUUUAGGUAAUAUGUAUCUUAAAUUAUCAUAAAAUCACAGAAGCACUAUCUCGAAUUAAGGAAUAAAUUAAUUAAACGUUAUUAACGACUUUUAGAUUCUAAAACGUUCUUAUGGAAUUUUUAGAUUGUAAUAUUAAACAUUGCCAAACCGCUUGAGAAACACGAACGUUGAAAGAAUUUCAAAAAUUUCAAAAAAAAAAAAAAAAAAGAAAAUGAUCGCGGGUUAACGUACAAUCAUCGUAAAAGUAGCAAAGAGAAUCUUUAUGAAAUAGUUUUCGAUACAAGGAGUUUGAAGAUGAGCGUCCGAAGAUGGGAAAUCGUUAAAGUUUAAGUGACGAAACACAGUUAUAUCUCUUGUCUACUAGAGAAGAAGAUGAUCGUACUAGCGAAUGUACAUUAGUCUAUCUUUAUGUAUUACGUAUAAAUAUAUAAAGAAAAAGGUAAGAAUACGAAACGCAUUGUUGAGCCGAAAAGUUUUGUACUUUAUUAUGCAUGAGAAACACUGCGAGUAUGUUGAUUCGAAACAUUGGGUUUUCAUUACUAGACAUAAUAUUGAGAUAGAUUCAUAGGUAGUUCUUUUUACAAUGAAAUAAAAAUUAUUAAAUGAAUCGAGAAUACCUUCUUUCUGAAUCAAAAUGCGUUGCACCUAAUAAUGAUGUAAAUAAGAAUGAUCGAUGGAGAAUGUAAGAAGGAAGUAAAUGAAAGACGUCUAUAUUCAUUUCAUUUAUUUCAACAAUUUCAUAAUAACGUAAUAAUGUUAAUAAUAUUACAAUGCGGCGAUUAUGUGUUCACCAGUUAACAGGGAUUUUCAUAUCGAUCAACGUUUCUGCCUCGAAAAAGAGCCCAGCGUAGAAAUAUAACAAAUUUUUUUAUUAUUAGUAGUAUUAGUACUAUUGUUAUUAUUAUUCUUACUCUUAUUAUUAUUAGUAUUAAUAUCAUUCAUUAUUAUUAUUAUUAUUAAUAUUAUUAUUAUCUUACUUAACGUUCUUCAAUGUGAAUUUACUAUUAUCAGGCCAGGCUGUUGUCGAGGCAUAAUUAAAAGUCAAGUGAGAUCGAGGGUGAGUUAGUUCAAUUGCAUCAUCCCACCAGGGUCUACGGAAAAGGGAGUAUCGUUUUCAUCUUUUCUCUCUCUCUUUCUCUCUCUCUCUCUUUCUCCUUUUUUGAAUAUUUUGUUUUCUUUUUUCCUCCUAUAUAAUAUAUUUGCACGGGUAACGCAAAUUUUAUUUCUCAUUUAUUUCUUGUUUACUCUCUCUCUCUCUCUCUCUCUCUCUCUCUCUCUCUCUCUCUCCCCCUCUUUCUCACCCUUUCAUAUUCUCUCAUUCUCUCUCUCUCUCAUACAUUCUCUGUUUUUUUUCUACUUCUCUUUCUCUCUCCCUUUCUCACCAACUUUCUCACUCGCUCACGCAUUCACAGGCUCGAAAUAUUAUUUCUGUGUUAUCCUUCGUUAGACUCGCACGAACUUUUUUCUUUUUUUUUCUAUUAACCUCGUAACGACUUCGACGACUGGUGUAACGGUGGACAAUAAAGAGACGAUCCUUCGUUAAAAUAUAUUAUCAGGGAAGAAAAGGGCGUAGGUAGAGAAGAAAUAGAUCUCGUGCAUUCAUAUCUCAGCGAUCUGCGUCGCUGUUUUGUCAACGGCAAGCUUUUUACACACCGGUCUUACUUGAAUCGUUUCUCUUCUUAUAUUCGGUUCGAUUUUAAAUUCUAAUUAAGAUCAAUCGUCCCCAGCUACGGUCCUUUAUCAUAUUUUUCUUUUCGUUCCGCUUUUGGCUUCGUUAAGUUCGAUAGAUUGUUCUGAGAUAAUUGGAUAUUUAGCUUUUUUUCUGUUAGUUUGAGAGAAAAUGAUCUCGAUAAAAAUCCGAGCCUAACUUCUAGUAAACUAUCUUUUGAAUCACCCCUAUAAUUUACUGUUCGAAGUAAUAUUACUACAGUCUCUAUUGAUUACAGGCUAGCGUUUAAUAUUCAGUUACUCGAUUAUUGAUUGAUUUAGUUUAGCUUUUAUUUAGUUCCCUUCGGUGUGUAUUACGAAUAUUUGGCGUUUAGCAUUCAAGUAUCCUUUUAAAUGUACGUAGAGAUUAUAUUUUUUAAUAGUACACGUUUAAUUCUUCCUUUCCUUUUUUUUUUUUUUUUUGUAUUUUUCCCUUUUUCUUUUUUGACUUUAGAACUUGUUCAUCCUUGUUUUUUAUAUCUUCCUUUUUCUCGCUUUUUUCCUCCUUUUCUUUCGUUCCCUAGUAUUUGUCUUCAAGCAUGAACCUUAUCAGCUUGUGGCUUUUUUUGUGAUUUUUUUUUUUUUCUUCUUUCCGUUCCUUCGACUCGGUUAUCGACUACUGAUCGCUUAAAGAAGGAAAACAGAGGAGAUUUUACAAACGGUGAAUCGUUUCGUAGUGAGAGAGUGUGAGAAUUUUUUUGAGUUGCCUAUUGUUGUUUUUCGAAAUGAAGGGAACGAGAGUUACCUAUUCGAGAAUUAAUUCGAAAGUUGACUUUUAACCCUUUGUCGUCCACGUUGCUUCUUACGGCCGUACUACAAACGCCUCUUUGUAAAAAUUCAUUUUAAAUUCAGUUGGCUGUGACGCGUUUUCUUUAGGUUUAUUUAUUUUCUUUUAUAUAUUAUUAUUUUUAAUUUCCUUCUUUCUCCGUCCGUUACAUCGAGAAUACCGCUCGGCGACUCCUCGCAUACGGAAAGUCACGACAGAUUGCAAAAAUUUUAGUCGAACUCUUGAACGCAGUAAAAAUAUGUUGAUUAUUGAUUUUUUCCUAACAAUGAUACAUAUUCGUGAACGUUUUGAGCAUUUAUCUUGCAAGUCAAAUUUCUAACGAAAUAAUUCAGGAAGGUACAUAAAUUCGAUGGUAACUUUAAGACCGUUCGAAAGGAUAUUCGAGCAAUCAUUGAAGUUUCCUCAAAUUAAGAAAUAGCACGACAAUUUUUCGACUCGAUAAUAAUGUCAAUAAUAUCUUUGUAUCCAUAACAUUUCUUCUUUCGAUAGACAUUAUUAUCAAAACUGAAUCGAAUAAAAAUCACAAAUGAAUUCAAUAUUUUUACCCUUUUACAAAAAUAGAAAAAAAUAACAGGUCUAUUUCAACAUCAGUUACUCAAAAAUCCUUCGAAUCAUUCGUAGCACAUUGCAUAAUUACACAACUCGCGUACAAAAGGAUGCGUCAUAUCGAAACUCCAUCGCUAAAUCCCUUAAUCGUUUUACAACGAAUCUCUUAAACAGUCUCGAUCUAUUCUAUACAAAUCCCUCCGACUUCAGUCGCCAAUGCGAAUAAUUUCUCUCUUUCGUGAAAUACUCUCGAUUCUCUCUCUCUCUCACACACACAUUCUUUCUCUCUCUCUCUCUCUCUCUCUUGCGCGCGCGCGCUAAUUAAGCGUCUGCUGGGUUCGACAGGCGCGAUAAAUUACGUGCUAAAGAUAGCUAAAAAUUUGGCACUUGAACAUUGCGUGUCCGCGCUAAUCGUUUAUCCUAAUUCUGAAUAAUACACACUGCCAUGAAGGAAGUCCGCGGCAGUGAAUCGCGAGAAAAGAAACUCCGCCACUCCACGCAUUUCACACCCCAUCAGCAAUAUAAUCGUCGUCGAUCUUUUCACCUCUUCUGUGAUCACGUUGCUUCGAUGGAGGUCGAUUAACUUGUUGCCUUAUAUAUAGACAGCGAAUAUUUAUGCUAAUUCAUUUUACGACUCCAUGUAAAAUAGUUGAACGUGAAAGAAAACUGUUUCGCCUUUUAAAUGUUUUAACAAUUACUUCGUCUUGGACAUGAUGAAUUCUAUACGAAUUUCAAGUCUAAUGGUAAGUUCUUAGUCAGUUUUCUAAUUACAUCUUUGAAAGUAAAAAUUCUUCAAGCUCACGUCAGACUUUUAUCGUCUACUAUUUCACGUGUGAAUAAAUGUUAAGUGGUAAAGCACGAAGUUAAUCGAUUUCAUUUAGCAAGAGGAUAUGGCCACGGGUUGUGCGAUGAUUCUUCGAUGUUUCUUCGUGUUUAAAAUACGUGCGGAAUAACAGAUAUCUUAUGCGCGUUGAGAAUAUCACGUCUCAACCUCGUUCACGGUUCAUAUCAUCGAAGGAAGAAGAAAUCGAGCAGAAAGUAGAGAAGAAAGUAGCGGGACGAUGAACGUCCUUAAUGUUUUUUUCCUUAAACGACGUCGAGCGUGGGAAGGUCCGUGAAAAAUCGGCACAGAUUAUCGUUUCGCUGACAAUGAGUGUAACAAUGGGGACUGACUCGCGAGCAACAAUUUCAAUUUUUCUAGCUUUUACCUCCGCGCCUUUUUCCGCCGAAUUUAUUCCUACCUUUCGCCGUAGUUUUAAUUCAAUCUCUUCAUAAUACGUAUUUAAAGAGAAUAUACGUACGUAUAUGCGUUACAUAUAUAUAUAUAUAUAUAUACAUUCAUACGUAUACACGAAGUUCAGCCGAAAUGGCGAGGUGGGGAACUUUUAGUAAGUUUUGACAAGAAAAAUUUAUUCGUUUGAUAGUAUAAGUUUUGCUCCAAAUCUAAAAUAAUUUUCGAGUUUGAAAUGUAUCGACCGUUUUGCUAUUGAUUGAUCAGAACUUUAGUAAAAACAGUAUCUGUUUUGUGUAUUUUCUUCAAGUUAUAUCCGUACUGUAUUUAUUGCUCAGUUUAUUGCUCAUUACGCGUUUGUCUUAAGCUUACAGAAUAUUUGUAACAGAAAUCAACCUGUCAUUAAAUUAAUAUAACUCCUUUUUGUCAAAAAAAGCAGGUAAACAACUUGAUUUGACCAAUAACGUAAGCAUUGAUUUUGUUAGAAUAAAUAGAAUCAGAAAGAGAAUUGCAAUGGUACACAAGUUUAGAAAUAACGGGACUUUAUAUUUACAGAAGAAAGUACAAGUAUGUAUGAAAAGUUGCUUGUAAGUUACAGUAAAUUGUAAAGAAUAGUUUUUGUAUUUUAAUGCAACGUAACGAAACGUUCUCUUCCUACAAACAAAAAAACUUCUUUCGAUAAAUACUUCGCUUAAUUACAUUCCAAGUUGAAUACAACGUUUGUCCUAGAAAUGAGAAAACCGCAGACUAUACUAUACAUUUUCUCUCCUCGUUUUCAUAAUUAUUACGUCUUCUAUGCGAAUUACAUCAACCUUGUUCUUCGUUUACACUUCAUUUCGGCUGACCUGCUGUAUACUUUAUGCAUAUAAAGAGCGAUCUAGUAAAAUGGGACAAAGGGUCGUCGAUCUUUCGAGUGUUUUCGUGCAACGCGCGAUAAACGUCGGAAAAAAUUUGUUUACUAAUUACAAAGCGUAAUAUACACACUUCUCUUCGCUGAAACAUUCCGUGACGUUUUCUCCAACUUUGCUUGAGCGCUCGUAAUUUCUAAGCGUUUCUACCUACCUUCCAGCGUUUCGAGAUCUACAAUAAUAAAGCGCAUUUCACAAGUUAUGUUACAAGAAAAAUUCUCGCGCUUCGUUCGUGCCUCGUUAACGGCUCGAUAAAGUCUGAUUCUUCGCCUUCUUCUUCCUUUCACGUUUCUUUCUCGUGUUCAACUUUUUAUUUUUCCUUAUUCUCAGUAUCCACUACAAAAACGAAUCACACGACGAACGCGAGUAUCUCUUAAACUUGACAAAUACAAUUUUGAUUCUCCAUCGAUCACAGUACUUUCACAGUUUCGUGCUUGAAGACAAGGAACGCGACGCGAUCGCUACUUUUCCGUGAGAGAAACGUUCCCUACUAAGUUCCCUUAAUUAAAUAUCAAUCAGCCGAUCAAUAAAACCCUGGACUCCGUAUAAUCGUUCAAGGGGAUUUGCGUUUCUUCGAACAGUUAAUCAGAGAAGCGUUCGUUCAGCAAAUAUACAUAUAUCACCAGAGCUUUUUAAGACGAGGAACGACGGGUGAACGUCAAUAGUAGAAAAAAAAAGAAAAUAGAGAAAGGAGAGGAAAGAAUAUGGAAAAGAAAUUCGUCUGGUGUGCUUUUGCGUCUUCAUUUUCCCGUGUGUCUUGUAACUACUUGUUUGGAGACUAACUGCGGAAGACUUUGACGUGCUAUAAGUAUAAUAGACCUUACACGUUAAAAUUACGUCAGGCUACAGUCGUUUUUUAUUUUUUUCUCUUUUUAUCUUGGCUAUAUAAA